Messenger RNA from Acaulospora morrowiae, 13676 nucleotides. NCBI's taxonomy places the organism in Eukaryota, Fungi, Glomeromycota, Glomeromycetes, Diversisporales, Acaulosporaceae. The record is from the annotation of a GenBank genome assembly.
ACAUGAGCUCCAAUAAUUCAGGGAACGUGAGAAGAAGAAAACAUCUUGUUAAUGUUAAUAAAGAUUCUUCUUCCACACAGGGCUCUAAAACGAAUGCAUCUAAUAAGCAGGCAGAAAAUAAGACUCAUAAUUCGCCCAAUGAAAAUGCUCAUAACAGAAAUGAUACUCAAAAUACGUCCAAGAGAAGGGGAAAUAGACGGAAAGAUAUUAAUUCAAAUGUAGUUCCUGAUGGUAAAUCAGCUACACAACAAAGUACCAGAGAAUUUUCUGAAGGCAGAGAUUUUCAAUCGCGCAAAGAAGAUAAUAAUCCAAAUGCAGUCCCUGAUGGUAAAUCAGAUACACAACAAAAUACCAGAGAAUUUUCUGAAGGAAGAAAUUUUCAAUCGCACAAAGAAGAGAAUGAAUUUCCAAAGCCUUUACGCGAGGCUUCUACAUUUGAUUCUUACGAUGGACAAAUGGGUGAAAACAAACUUUCACAGAAAAAUGUUCCCGAUCCAUUCAUCAGCGAGUCGGGUCAAAAAGCCACAAUUUCCUCAGAUCCCAUGAUUGAUUCCUCUGAGUCGGAAUCCGAAAUGUUAGAAUCACGGUCAGACGCUAACAAAGUUGAAGUGCGUGACGAAGAUUUAGAUGAUGCAGGGCAAACUGGAAGUAGUAAAUUUUCUGUGAAGGAUCUAGGAGUAAAAAAAAUUAUCGACAAACUUCUUCCAAAAGAAAAUGACGAUGAUGUUAUUAUUAGAUUUUAUGUACAUCUCCCGCGAUUAGAUGGAAAACCUAUCGUUGUUGGCAGCAUUGAAGAAUUGGGUAAUUGGGAAAAGUCGGUUGUGGAGCUUAAAGAAAUCGAAAGGAAUACGGGCUGCUAUCAAUCUAAAUUAGUUCGCAUUCCAUUAAAUCGAUUCGAGGAUAAUAUUCAUUAUAAAUAUGCCUUCUUGCAAGGUAAGAAAAAAACCAAGAACUUAAUAUUAGAGGGGGAUGGUGAACACACUAAUCGUGCGCUUGAAGUUCAUGGGGGAAGCCAGUAUGAUAUAUGGAUUCCAAAUGAUAAUCGCAAUUUUCGUAAUGACAUCAAGGAAUAUUGUUUUGUGAAAAUCAUUUACGACGCAAUUUCCAAGGAAAACCUCAAGGAAAAAAUCAUGGAAUAUGAAAAAAUAUUGAAACUGGAACAUCGUUUAACGAUUAAGUCAUCGUCUGAUGGAUUUAUUAGUAGAUCACUUCUUGGGAAUAUAACUUUAGAGAAGAGGCUUUUUUUGUGUGUUUUGCUUGGUUAUUUUAUGGGGGAAAGUGAAAAUUCCCUAUAUGGCUUGAAGAAAGAUUUUCAAUCAAAUUCCUUGCUCGAAACGCUAUGUCAAAUUGAUAAGGAUACAUUUCCCUCUGAUACUAUUCGGAAAGUACGGUUCGCUAUUAUGCCGCUGAUUCGCCAUAACAUCGACCAUCUCAGAUCACUUGAAUGGAUUAAUAUUUUUACCACCGUAAAGCUUUUAGAUCCAGAGUAUGAAUUUAUCGAUCAUAUACCGGAACAAAAUUACAGCGAAAAUGAAAUGAAUAAGUUUCUAGCAUGUUUAAGAGAGCGAGUUUGUCCACACAUAGACCAAACCGAAGAUAACGACAUCUAUGUUAAGAUUGCAAAGUGGAUGCUUAAACAAUGCAAUAGUAUUAAGUCAAUUACCGAGAUGUGGACCAUUAUUGUUCAUACUCCUGAAAGAGAUAUUCAACUCCGCGAGUAUUUCAAGGGUCGCGUUCAAAAUAUCGUGAAAAAGAUGGAUUCGUGUGUUGUUUUACGUUCACAAUUUUUUGGACUUUCCGACGACCUUAAAAAUUUGACUUCCGAGGUAUUUCGUUUAAGGUCACUUGAAUUUAUAAGUCUGUACUGUAAACGGGACUGGUCAAAGGAGCAUCUUGAGGCAAUCACAGAUCUUCUACUCAGUCAACAACUGGAAUGGACUCAGCAAGAUUAUAUUUCGUUACUAGAUAAUAUAUCUAAGUCUAUUGAUCUUGGUUUAUUGACAUUUUUUAAUCGCUUUUUGGAAUUUUGGAGCACUUCAUUCAAGAAUACGAACGAAGAAACUCUUCCUAGUAUAUGUAAGCAGUGGUAUAAACAACUUUUGGAUCGAGGGGCAAGUGUUGCGAAACUCAAAGACAAAUUUGUCUUCAUGGCAUUCAAUCAUGUUUCUCUUGUUCACCCGUACAUUGGCGAACUAAAUGUAUGGACUGAACUACUCAGCAUGGCCUAUGAUCGUGCGAAAACAUAUCCUCAGAUCAAUAUUUUUGGAAGUGUCGAUAAGGUUGUUAAAAGAUUGGUACCACCCGUUGCGGAGAGGUUUGGUUUGAUGGUACAAGAACUCUUGAGGCCGUUCGUGGAACAAAUGGACGAGUUACUGUUGAAAAAGAUCAAGACAAUCUGUACUCCUCAUGUCGGAGAAACAGAAAAUACUUCAUCUCCAGGAUCUGAAUUACAUGUGCCAAAUGGGAUAUGCGAAGAUAUAUUAUAUCUUGUCAUGACACGUUUACAAUCAACAUUUGAUUCGAAAUCAUAUAGCACCGAAUUUCACCUGGACUUGCUUGGUCGUGCAAGACUUUGGAUCACUAUUUUGCGAUCAACUGGAUGCGUCGAAAAAUUACAUACUCAUCCUCAUAUUCAAGAAAUACGCGACGCCAUUUCUAAUUUAGCAGAAUUGAUCCUUGAAGAAAAUAUAAAUCUUUAUCUAUUGCAAGAGCUUCUAACACAUGAUAACGAAUUUCUGUCUUCUUAUUUCGAUUCAGCUAUUGUAAAAAAAGAUAUUACGGCUCUUGUUGUUUCCAGAGAUGUUUUAGAAAAGAUCAGGGGAAAGUACAAAGAUUAUGAACAAAAAUUAGACAUCUUGCGCGUAUUUUAUACCGAAUUUUGCCAUGAUCACGGAGUCACUGAUGUUACGGAAUUUCUUGACGAUAUUAGCCUGCGAAAUCAACUGAAGCGUCAAAUUAAACUAAAAGAUGCAUUGUUGACCAAUAAUUGGACCAUGCACCAGAGUUCUGAAGACAUCGCUAACAGAACGUACAAGUUUUUCAGAUCACGAACAUUCAAAAAUAUAUACAACAAUUUCUUAAAACAGGAGGUUCAUCCUGGAAGAAAUUUAAAAGUACAAGACAUUACAGAACUUAUGAUUCGUGUUCACGAAAAAUAUUCCGAAAUAUGCGCUCAACACAAGAAUUGGGAAAAACUCCAAUUCUCCAAUGCAUCACUUGUUUGGAGUAAUGUAUCCGACGUUGAAGUGGAACUUGAUUUGAUGAAUCUACAACGGGAAAAAAGUUCAGAAUUCAUAAGAACAUUAAAGCAUCUUUCUAAUGUUUCCCAAUGGGUCGAAAGAUUAGAUCAACUUAUACAGGUGGUGCAUAUAUUUAGAGUUUAUCUUGAGGAAGAUGAUGAAUGGUUGCAAACAUCCUAUAACGAUCUCAAAGAUGAUUUCCUGUCAUUGGGGAAGUUACGAGACUUUUUUGAAAGUUUAGAAAAACGACUCUCUGAUAUUAACAAUGAUAUUUGCUGGAGUUUGAUUAAGGAGAUUUCCGCUUCCUCAGACUUCAUUAGUUUUCUGCGAACAAUUGCAGAUGAAGAUUUAAAAAAUUUGAUAAAUGGAGUUGAUGAUUCGGAAGGACGGCUCGUCCAGGAAGAUACCGUAUCAUCUCUAAUUCAGGUUAAACAAAUUCUUAUUCCGUUGAUUAAUACGGCUGAAGGUUACCCGUUACAAGCUUUUUUGAUCGACUUGAAUCAUGUUGCGAAAAGUAACACUCUAUUAGCCAGCAAGAUUACUUUGUGCAAUAGUAACAAUAUGGCUCUGCAAAAUAUGUAUAACAACAUUUCGAAUCGUGGAGAGGUUGCUAAGGAAAGAAUAAAAAACGCGGUUAAGAUCGGAAAUUAUAUUUUUCAUUGGUCAUCAGAUGACUAUGAAUGUUCCGUAACACUAACGUAUCCAUCAAAAGGUGGCAUCGUGGUCAUAAAUAUUUCAGAAUUACAAGAUUUACGCGGUCGCGCCCUAUUAAUAGCAAAGCCCACUGUUGACAUUAAUCACAUCGAUGACGAAGAACAUGAACCUUUCGAGAAUAUAGUGAAUGAUUUUGUUAUUCAGGUCGACAUAGUUCUGGAUGUAGUUAGACUAUCCUCAGAGUUGAUCGAAAAGGGACAUUUUUCUUAUCGCGAGUCAAAAGUAUCUCUUAGGGGUACUGAUGAGUUGAAACAACAUCGCCGUGAAUUAGAAAAUGAAUUGCGCUCAUGGGAAACGGCGGUUAAUUCGGCUCAAGAUAAGUACUAUUAUUUGACAUUCUUUCCGGCGCGUCACAUUCUUCUGUUCUUCGAUUAUUUUAAUCAAUCUGGAAAAGAUAAUUGCGAAAGCCUUUGUAGGACACUUGUUAAAUAUGUUAAUCCGGUUGCCGGAUCGCGGUUAUACCGAGAUAAAAGAUUCACUUUUAAAAAGGGCGAAUAUUACAGAGUUCUGUGUGGAAUUGGGGCAAAGUUAAAUGAAAUACUGGGUUCACUUUCAAAGGAUCCUUAUAGUUUGGAAGAUACUGGCGAACGUGUGGUUUCCGACCUCGUGGAUCGUGGGAAGCUAUUUAUAGCGUCAUGUAGCGACAAAUUUUUAAUUCCGAAUGUCAUAAUGUCAUUGCAAAUCAAUCAAGGUGCAUGUCCCAGUUCUUGGCAAUUAUUAAAUUGCACUUCUUCGACAACUUCGGAGGAUAUAUCAAUAUUUAUUAAAAGGUGCUUCCUGGCCGCAAACAAUGGUUAUCAAGAUCAUUUAUUCUGUAUGGCAAACCUAGAGGUGUUGGAUUUCAAGUUGCAAUAUGAUUUGGUCAAGAAAAUAAGGUCAUACAUAAAGAAGUCAGAAAACUACUACUUGGCAUUGAUUUGUUGUCCGGAAAAAGGAACGCAUCAUCAUAUUUUAGACCGAUUUUCCGAUUUUCGUGCUACCAACGGCCUAAGCACCGAUGCGAUGAAAAAGAUUUAUAAAAUUAUUUGUAAUGAUGUGAUAUGUGUGACCUCAGAAUUAUCGGGUCAAGGGAAAACUGAAUGGAUCCGACAGGAAAGUUUUCGAAAACACCGAAUUCCCAGGAGUUUUCUCAUUAGCGAUGGAGACGAUUUCGGAAAAUUAGUCCGCAGGUUCAAUAAGUUUGAACUCAGUCGAGAAAUCGAUUCGUUGCACAUAAAUAUAAUUUCUGCUGAUAACCCAGAAGAGAUUAAUAUGUUCUUGUUUCAAUUGUUAACCUUCGGUAUUGUUUCUCACAAAGGAGUCAUUGCGAUUAUGCCCUCCAUACCUAUUUUUGUAGAGGUAGCCUCAAGUACAGAUGAAAGAUUGAUGAAAUCAAUUAAAUUCCUCUCUUGCUUGGAUUCAAUUAAAUUAUAUUUCCGAAUUAACAAAUUAUUAACAUCUCGCGAGAUUAACAGCCAGGUUCAGGUGGUUUGUCAUUACUUGGAUCAAUAUGAAAAGCAAGUUCUGGAUGAAAAGAAUAUUUCAUUCCAAUCAGGAUCAUUGAGGCCUCUGCCAUCGAAACGUUGCCAAGAACUUUUGGAAAAACAUUUUUUCAAUGAUAUUUCACCUGAUCUCGUAUCAUUUCGAUUUCUCGAGAUAUUUAUUAAUGUAUUUGCGGAUCAACUGGUGCGGUUGUCUUCUAGCUCUUUUUUCCGAGUUGAGAACCUGAGUUUAAUGGUUAAAGACGAGGAAGGCACUCGUACGACUUUGUUUGAGGCAUUGAGUGAUGUGUCUAAAGAUUUUGCGACAAGAUCCACUGGAACAAAACUUUCGCAGAAGCAAGCUAUUUCGGAUGAAGCGGUGGACGAUCAACUGGGGAAUAUUGUUCCGUGGGAUGACUCAAAUCAUUUAUUGGUAUUUUUCUUAUCGCAAGCUCCGGAUUCCAUAUGUGCACUUUAUCGGGAUCAAACUAGGGUUCCAGAGAACGUUCGAAAGUUGUUGAGGAGUCAAGAUAUCACUCAUCGCGAUAAUGAUUUGAGUCCGUGGAGAUUGGAUGAUUAUCGGAACAUGCCAACCGAUUUAUUAUUACAAAGAUUAGAGAAAAUUGCUCGUCGAACUGCACACCACAUUGACUAUCCACCUUAUGCAUUUUUUCUAGCAAAGGUUGUGGAGGUCGAGUUCUAUGCUCUUAACCUUCACGCUGGAAUCACAGAAGAAAUAAUUUUCCAGUUCAUGUCGGAUUCUUUGGUUCACGCUGAUGAACGUGAUGUUUGGCUAUUCUUCGAUGAAAUUAACACCUGUAAUCACAUCGGUCUGUUGGCUGAUCUUAUCGCUCACCGGAUUUAUCUGGGAAAACUGUUAAGUCCAAAUGUUAGAAUAUUUGCUGCUUGCAAUCCUUAUCGUAUACGAACGAAGAGCGUUAGUGAGGCAGGUCUACAAACGACGUCAAAGCAUGAAUUUCAUCGAAGUAAUCUUGUCUACGAGAAAUCAAAAUAUCCACCAUCAGGUUUACCGGUUUCUAUUCGAUCGUAUAUUUUGGCGUUGGGACUUAGCUAUCAAUCCAGACUAUAUUUGCAGGAUUUGCGUACCGAAUAUCGUAAGGAGAUGUGUAAAAUUCUUCAGAAAGCAAAAAUGUAUAUCUCAGCAGACGAGUUCAAGAAGACAAUCCGUCUCGAACAGGAGGAUUAUUUAAAUCGGAUGAAUUUGCCACCAAACACUGCAAAAAACGAUGCCCUUUUGGAAAAUGUCUUAGUCAUGAUAGUUUGUAUUCUGACUAAGAUUCCGUUAUUCGUCAUCGGGGCACCUGGUUCUUCUAAAUCAUUGGCCAUUCGACUCGUGAGUCAGAAUUUACGUGGAUCGUCAUCCUCAACCUCCGAUGGUAUACUUAAAGUUUUUGACAAAGCAUAUAAUUAUCAGAAAACCAGUUCAGAAGAAUUUCCGGUUAUUAGUGUGGUGUUGUUAGAUGAAGUUGGACUGGCGGAAACUAGUCCAUAUAAUCCAUUGAAGGUUCUUCAUUCGUUGCUUGAGCCAAGUUACCCUUCAGAUGGACCAACUGUGGCUGUCGUAGGGAUAAGUAACUGGAGAUUAGAUAAUAGUAAGAGCAGUCGAGCCUUAUUGGUCCAAAGACCAAAAUUAGGUCAGGAGGACCUCGUUGACAUUGCGGUUCGUUUGUUGGAUAACGGCACGGAACAAGCUCAGAAAUCGUCUCUCAGACCUCUGGCAAAAGCCUACUCGGAAUAUGAACAAACUGGUCAAGAAUUCAGGAAUUUCCAUGGUCUUCGUGACUAUUAUUCACUCGUAAAAAGUCUGUCGCUAGUGGAUUUGAAGCCAGAAAACAUCCAGAUGUCGUUGGCGAGGAAUUUUGGUGGUACAGAAAGACAAGAAGAAUUAUGUCAAAAAUAUUUUGGCGAAGUGAUAUCCUCAUUUAAUAGAAACCAAAGCUGGUCAUAUAAACCGAUACCGGUUGAUCAUCUGAUUUAUGAGAAUCUUGAUGAUAAAAGCGCAAGGCACCUUAUGAUAAUUGGUAAAAGUGAUUCCAUUGUUAAUCUGUUGACCUUCAAACUCCGAGAGAGAGACCUAGAUCCAGUGAUCAUAUUUGGUUCUCAAUUUCCUAAUGAUCGUGAUGAUUAUUCAUAUACCGUUUUAAGUAGAAUUAUGAUGUGCGUGGAAGCUGGAAGACCUUUGAUCUUAACAGACUUAGAUAUUAUCUAUGGAAGUCUUUAUGAUUUAUGGAAUCAAAAUUACAUUGUCGCCGGUAGUAAAGACGAUCCAAAAUAUUAUACCCGCGUCGCACUCGGAGCUUAUGCUAAUCCUAUGUUAUCCGUUGCAAAGAACUUUAGGUGUAUUCUCGUGAUGGACGAAAAGAAGUUACCAGAUGCGGAUCCUCCACUCUUGAAUCGGUUUGAAAAGCAAAGAAUGACGAUGAAUGACGUUCUCACGAUUAACCAAAGGGAAUUGGUUGACCAAUUAACUGAUUGGGCAAAACAAAUGUCGACUUAUUCGGGAAGCGGGAAUUUCAUUCCUUCCCAUAAGAGAUUUACGCUAAAUGAUCUAUUCAUAGGUUUUGACCCCGAUGAGACAAUCCCUAGUUUGGUAAUUUAUGUAAAGAAAAAUUAUCCUCAACUAGAUGAUGAGGAAAUUUUGGAGAAGUGCAAAGAGACUUUGAUUUGGAUUGCCACUUCUGAUGGGAUCGUUCGUGCAGAAAAUUCAUCUAUGCCGACUGAAGAAAUAGAAAAGUGGAAAGAUGUUUACUUUCGUGAUCAGAAGCAUGAGAAUCUUUCUGAUUACUUUAUUGACGUACUUGAAAAGUCCAUGUUUGAUACGAAUGCAAGUGAAAGAGGUUAUCAAGUCAUCAUUAAUACCUUUUCCAAUAUCAACACUGAUAUCCAAAUGUGCCUCCAAGGAGUUUCCAGGUGUUCGGUCAUUAAGCUCUCGACAUUCAAGACUGAAACCGAGUUUCAAUCUCAAGUCAAAAAGUUCUGGUUUAGUUCUCGUGAAAAGGACUUGUUGGUCCUGCAAUGUGACACCACUACAGUAAAUGCAAAAUGCAUUAAGUUGGCAAAGUUCGUAAUCGAACAAUUACGAAACGAAUACUAUCAGCAGGAUGAUGCCGAGCUGAUUACAAAACACGCAUGUAUUAUUCUUCACAUGCACCGUGAUCUUAAUUCGUCAUUUGUGGGAUUUAAUUUUAUGUCUGGCUGGCAUCAAGUCACCAUCGAGACUUUAGCAAAGCAAGAUAAACAUUUAUCAUUGCUUUUGUAUGGAGAUUUGGGAGAAAUAAUCGAGAGAGUAUAUCCUUUCGAAGAGAUUUUAAACCAAGAGUUACUGUGGUGUUUGUCUUGCAUAAAGUAUCCGUCAACGACUUCAUCGUUAGAACAUGUCAAAGCACUUAACGUUGACAUUCGAAAUAGUCCGGAUUUUAUUAAUUUGUUAAAAGAAAGAACGAUCGACUGGCUAAGAGACACGGUAACCUUUACCGAUUGGCAGUAUAAUGUUGCUUCUGACAAGAAAAGUCUUUAUCCAUAUUCGUCAUUUGCUAUUGCAUUGUCUGCUCAUAUAAGAACAUUAGUUCGCCAACCAAUAGCAAAACUGUUAUGUGCACUUGAAAGAUUAUCAGUCAUAUCCACAUUUCUCAAUCUUCAAAAGUCUGAUCAGAUGGAGAAAGAGGAAAAUGAAAAGCUUCUUAGAUUCUGGAGACAAAUGUUUAUGGACAAAAGUGUCAUCUCAAUAGAAGACCUGCAGGAACCUAAGCCUGAUGGAUACUCGUUGACAUCAGGAGUUUAUAAUCUCAAGUUUCCAUUUUCAUACUACUUCAUGAAACAGAUUGACGGUUUUAAACGACUAUACGAUGAUGAGGUGCAUAAGCUUCGCGAAGAUCCUAAUUGCGUUGAUCCGGAAAACGGAAAGAUUCAUGACUAUAUCCUCAGGGAUUAUACAAAAUCAUUUACAACGAAUCUAUUGGAUUCAGUACCAAACUUCAAAACUUCACCAAUUCAAUUUAACAAAGAAUUAUAUUUCGACGACUUUCUAAUCGUAAACUGUCCCAUCAGGAAGCAUGUAGAUGCUCUUUCAUACGUUCUACACAAAAAGCUUGGUCCUGAUAAGGUUCUGAAUCCUUUCCUGCUCCACAUUUACUGGUGGAAUAACGUCAAUACCAUUUUGGUCGAAUUUCAAUUGGCAAGGAUGUGUCCAAUCAAAUAUAGAAGGAACGACAUUCACCAAGGAAUGAACUUGGAUGAGCACUUGAUCGAGUCGGCAUCCCAAGGGUUAUUGAGUAAAUUUUGUGAAGGUCAAAUACAUGAUUAUGACGAAUGGCAGCAUGAAGCAACCCGGGUUUUAUCUCUUUGCGAGAAGAUUCCCGGAACAUCAACUCUAUCCCUUCACCUAUUACAGAUAUCAUCCGAUCUACUAUCUGUGAAGUCCAUUCACACAGACAUUAUUAAAAAUAUUAUAAUACUAGGAAACAAUGAAUUUAUGUCAUCACAAUUUGCCUAUACGGUAUUGAUCUCUCUAGGCGAUUAUGAUCAUUAUCCAAGACGACUAUUCAUUACCAAAUACCUUGAUAUAGUGCCCAUAGAAUCGGAUACUCGUCUGACGCUUUACGAGUACUUAUUUUCGAUAGAACCCUUCCCACACAUGAGUAUCAUCAUACUUCGAAUAUUUGAGCUCGAAGACAAAGAGAACAAGGAUAUUUUCUUCCGUCUUCUUGAUGAUGCAGAACGUACACUCCAAUUUUCUCCAAGAUUGAAUAUUAUUGAUAGGUACUUGGGUGAAAACGGACUUCACACACGGAUGGCCUCCCUGUGCUGCGAUGUGAUUCAAAAAACUUUUUUUGCAAAGAAUGACCUGCCAUACUCGUCAAACUAUUUCCGUCACGCACUUAAUAGAAUAACUGAAAAUCGUUUUCCAUUAUCGAAACUGACCGCCAUAGCAUUUUUGAAAGAAUUCGUUCAUCAAUUUUGGAAUUAUACAAAUCCAAACAACAAUGUCACUGAGACAAUUGAUAUUAAUCGUGUAGGAGGUGGUGACCUUGACCUUUUCACUUUAAUAGGUACAAUCAACGAUUAUAUGCAAAGACAGGAUUUCCCGCUCGUCCAAUCUCUAAAAUACUAUUUCUUGCGAGAUUUGAGGAUGCGCGAGUUUUCCAUGGAUGAUGUCAAACGGUUCUGUCAGGAACAACAAUUUACAUUACCCUGGAUCUCCAGCUUAUCGUGGAAUGAUACUCAGGAGAUAAAACUUCCGUUUGACCCAUACUGGUCUCUCGGCGACGACUAUUCAAUUUUAGAAAAUUCCUUCUUACCACUUUUAAAUAAUAACAGGUUACCUUUUAACUCCACUUUUUUCAAACAAUUCAGCAAGAAAGAUGCGAAAGAAUCUCAUAUCGCGUUGAUUGGGUUAAUAUUUAAUCGUCUUCACGCGCUUCGUGCCUCACGGGAAUGGUCUCAAGCAGAAACUCAGGCAGCGGAAUUCUUGUUGGAAAAGAUCAGAAGUGUGUCUCAUAUCUCAUCCACUUAUAAAGAAACCGUUGCCAGAAUUAUUAAAGACGAACAUGUGCUCAUGAGGAUAAAUACGAACACUAGCACUCGGGAUCUACUUAUUAAAUUUGUAAUUGGUCAUGUAAUUGCAUUACACGCAUCAAUCCCGUCAGAAUCUUCACCUCUCGCAUACUUAUUACAAAACAUACAUUAUUGCAAUGGAUCUUACAUAUUGACUUGUCCUUCGGAUAUCGAAUCAUUGAUAUUAAAUGCCAUCGGGGAGAAGCUCACUCGAUACAAAUGCAUAUGCGGUUACUUGUACGUGAUCGGAAAUUGCGGUUUUACUAAUGGACGAAGCACUUGCCCAGAAUGCCGUAGGGUUAUCGGCGGCGCUAAUCACGUAGCUGAACCUGGUCAGAAAAAGUUGGAUACGAAACCUAAAGUGGGUUCAAAAUCCAAGGAUCAAACUGGCUACAUUGGGGAACCAAUCAAUAAAGAAAAAAAUGAAAGCGUGAGAUCAAUGAACCCGGUUUCGUAUAGAAUCCUACACCUAUUUGUUCACGCAAUAAUUGGCUCUUGGGCUCCCGUACCUCACGCGCUAGAGUUCUUACGGAAAAACAAUCAUGUUGCGACUGACACCGAAAUCUACUGCAUGGGUCAUAUUCAAAAUGAUUGGACUAUUCUCAAAGAACUUCUCGACAUAUCAGAUGAGGGCCUAGCAUUACUGUUGCAUUCCAUCCUUAAUCUGUUGACUUCCAUUCCACCAAAGACGCUAUUAUUAAAAGGUUCAGCUGAGCGACAAGAGUGGGAGCAUGACUUUUUGAAAAACUAUGUUGCACCGCAAGUCAAAAAUGUGACCGAGACCGUGAUAGAAUUUAGGAAUCAGAUAGAUGAUGCAGUCAAGAAUUCUCAAGGUUCUAAUAAUAAUAUUGAAAGGGAAAUUCAGCAGACAAUGCCAAUGGAUAAGAACUACCAGAGGACUUAUUUACCAAAUUUGUGGAGGGCAAUCGGAGACACAAGCUUGCAAAGCUUACGCGCUCAUUACUUUGCGGAUGAGAAUAACGUCAAUGUCCACCCCUUCUUAUCAGUAUUUUUCAAUCGAUCAGAAAACUUGGAGUUCAUCAAGUAUCUCUAUCCAAUCGUAAAGUUUGUGAUGAUGGUGUCUUCAAAGCUUGAAUACCGUUUGAGUAGAGAGGAAUCAGAAAGGCAAACUUUUCGUGAAUUCAUAAGGGACCUAUCCGAUAAUGAAGACCAUGAUGCUUCCAAUAUGAUAGACCUGGCUUUCAACGAUUUUGCUCGGUCAUGGAAUGCGGUUAUAAGGAAAGUUAAGAAUUAUCAGUGUCACGAACUGCCAAAGGAGAAACCGAAAAUAAACUAUGACUCCCCGAUAGUUUUUGCACUUGUCGAGCCUAAAGAUUCGGGAAUUUAUCUUUGCGCAAUAUUAGAAUAUCUAAUUGGCCUACAAAAUGAUUUCCUACAAGAGGUUAUUGCUAUCCCUUCCGGGUCCCAUUCACUCAAUUUCAUGGGUGAAACUAAACUCAGUGCGUUUGACUCAUCUUCGUCUUCUGCUCAGCGCUAUAUUAGAUCAAUUCAAAUAACUCAUGCCAAGUCAGAAAAUUUAAUUAAUUAUAAAUGGGAUGAUCAAAUUCUUCGCCAUAGUCAAAGAAAUCUGGAUGCCGGUCGAGGAAAUGAAGUAUUCUAUGACUUCCAAAAAAUCGAAGAACUGCUCGCUCGUCAACUGUUAAGUGAUAAAGUUCACAUAGAAACUUUGAAUGACUCUCAAAUGUUUAUUGAGCCAUUCCACUUCCACAUGGAAUUAUUCAAAGGAUACAUGAGGAUCUUAAGCGAAGUUAAGAACUCAAUCCCCCAACAACCAAUUUCAUCGGAAAACGUUUCCCGUAUUUUGGGCUUAACCUCAAAUUCUUCAUUCAUAACCCGUCAAUAUAAUCCGGAUUCCUUAUCGUUUGACAGCGCUUCCGAACUAUUAUCAUGUUUGGAAAUUUUACUCUGCUUUGUGAAGAGGACAUUGACUGGUACCGGAGAAAUGUCAAUCAUUGAUUAUGUUGAUAAAUGGAAAACAUUGGCAACUCUAAAAGGAAACGACCUAUUUGCAAAUUUGUUAAAAGUGAACUUGAAAUUGAAAAAUUUGGUAGCUUUAUACGAAUUGAUCGAAGUGCAAUUUGCAAACGGUGUGGUGAAUUACAUUAGUGAUAAGUAUAAAGAAAAUUUGACAGAUGAUUUGAAAGAAGAGAUUACAAAAGCUAUCGAUUACGAUCAAACACAUUCAGAGGACCUAACCAAGAUUCCGGCGGAGGUUUUCUCCUCAGCGUUAAAAAGAUUUAUUCUCCGGUUUUUAUCAAGCGAAUCGAUUAAAGAGGAUUAUCCACUAUCCGUAUACUUUACGGACGAAACGCUGAACUUAUGGCCCUCGUUCAUUACCGAUGAAUUAGUGAACGAACAUUUUCCCGAUUCGUUAUUGGCAUGCCACGCGUAUUAUUCUUUUAAAUUUAUUGAUUCCAAACUUGAAGAGUUGAGAAAACAACAAAAAACAACUGGUGGCGCAUCAAAAAACGCAAAAUUCCAAGAAUCAGGCACUGACGGAUCUGGUUCUUCGAGGGGCGGAAAAAACAAUAGAAAUCCAAAAAAUGCGAACGAAUCUAGUUCUUCAAUAGACACGGGAGACCGCGGUGCAAGUUCUUCUAGGGGACAUCAGAAUACGAGAAGAGGAAACCGACAAGCAAAAAAGAAUAAAACUUUUGAUACGAUGUAA